AUUAGUUUUUCGUAAUAAUAUCAGGAAUAACAGAAUAUUACUGAUUAAAAUUGUCCUAUUUCCAAAGUUUCAAAGUGAGGAUUUGCAUUGAACUCUAUGGUGUGGCCAAGAUGGCGCCGCUUGUUGAUUUGUUAUCCUGUAGUAUAAUUGAGAAGGAUUGCAAUGGAGAUGUUUUAUGGGCUUGGUCCUACCCCUGUGUGACUACGGCUCAGAAAACUGUUGUUACAAGAAAAUGUAAUUCACAUUCAGAGAACAAUCAUAUCCAACCUUUUGUCUGUGCGAGACAUAGACAAGAUUGGUUUUACAUUCAAUGUUGCGAAGUAUUUGACUCUGAUAAACUGCCUAGGGUGAAACAAUUUGCUUUGGUACUAUUUACCAAGGAUUUCAAUCCACAGAAAUAUGAAGUGCUUUGCCGUAUUCUUAGUAAAACGUAUUGCAAAACUGGUAAUCCCGCAGAGCUCUUGAAACUGUACCUCUGUGUAUUCACAAAGGGAUCGUGUACAACACAAGAAAAUGGAACAUUUGUAUCUGACGACUUCAAUGGCAGGAGAGCAGUAACCAAUACUAAUGUUCGUGACCUGAUCAAGGCUUUUGAACUAGAAACAAUUUUGAUUUAUACAGCACUUCUAUUAAAAAAACGAAUUAUCGUAUAUCACCACAGUCUGGAGCAACUUUUAAAAUGGAUAAGAUCAUUCCCAGCUCUGAUGAAACACAGAAAAGUAACGGAAAAUCUAUUUCCUUGGGUCGAUUUGGUGCAGGAUGAAUUGGCUGAAUUGAAGGGUCAUUCACACUACGUUGCAGGAUGUAGAGAUAGCUCAAUUUCAUCAAGGAUCGAGUUGUAUGAUCUUCUGGUGAAUUUACCAGCCCGCGAAAUUACUGUUGCACCACACGCAAAAGAGAGCCUUACGAUGACAAAAACGCAUAAAGAGAUUGCAUUAUUCAUGGUGCAACUGUGCGAAAACCAAUCGUACAGUGAAGCUCAAAUAAUAUCCGAGAUUGCUGAUAAGACUCAAGAUUUAUUAAACCAAUUAAGGUCAUUGGCCACUGUGGAAACCCCUGAGGGCCAAAAAAUGGUCUCCGUGGAAACCUUCAAAGAGAGAAAUCUAGCGCCAGCCGUGGAAAAUUUCCUGAUAAAUCUAGCAGUUGCUGAAAAUUUAUUUAUGCUGUGAUACUCAAGUACCCUGGAUACAUUUAUACAUCAGACUAAACAGGGAGAAACCUACGUCAUUCCAGUAAUUAUAUAUUCUUUAUUCCAUACGCUAAUUAAUGUUGUUUUAAUGUAUUAUUCUUUAUAAAUAAAUGAUGUGCAUUUGUUG
Messenger RNA from Cephus cinctus (wheat stem sawfly), 1316 nucleotides. RefSeq names its product putative protein FAM45B. The coding region runs from base 111 to 1169 and encodes 352 amino acids. The transcript is spliced from 5 exons. Gene Ontology annotation, cellular component: late endosome. Gene Ontology annotation, biological process: regulation of early endosome to late endosome transport; protein transport. Lineage: Eukaryota; Metazoa; Arthropoda; Insecta; Hymenoptera; Cephidae. The record is from RefSeq and is a predicted model, not a curated record. Gene Ontology annotation, molecular function: guanyl-nucleotide exchange factor activity; small GTPase binding.